AUGCGAAUCUGGACUUCAAUCGCCUGCCUAAGCGGCAUGGUCUCUUUGGCCACCGCCGCGGUGGUGCCUCGAGUGGAUGAGAUUGCACUGUCAUCUUGCACAACUUCUGAGGAGUCUGUGACUGUCGUCACCAUUACAGUCCACCCUCAGACGGCCACCACUAUCACAGUCACCGCUGGUGUCUCGUCUCCGUCGAGCCUCUCCAGUGCUCUUCCUUUCCCCUUCCCGGGAGAUAGCUCUCUGGGCUCUGAGUCGACGACUUGCACGGAUGAAGAUUCUGGAUCUACCGAUGUUUCUAUUAUUACGGUUACGCCGUCCUUGUCCUGGUCAUUCACAUUCUCAACGGAUACAACUUCCUCGUCAGCUGAUGCUGUCACUGCUGGCGGCCCCAUCCAGACUGUCACAGUUUACGUCCCAGCCCCGACGCCAGUCACGGUGACUGUUGGUCCCCCGUUCAGUCCUUCAAGUGCGAGUACUGUGACCUCGGACACAGAGUGUCCCGUUACGAUCACAUAUACGCUCUCUCCAGGCCCUGUGUUUCCUAGCGGUUUCACUGGGACCCUCACCCUCGGUGGUUCGAAACCGUCGUCUACCCCAGAGGUAUCGUCCGCAUUUGACCCGUUCUCAACUUUCCCAGAGAGCAGCACCUUCGGCACGCCGUCAUCUCCUAUCCUUGGACCAGUGACGUCCAGCGAUGCAGACUCCAGUGACGUUUCUGUCGACGUCGUCACCUACACAAUUCCUGCCCAGGGCACUUCGUCUGCACAAAUCGGCACCGUCACAGUGACGUCCGGUGCAGCCCAAUCGACAGUCUCAGACAGCGUCUUCACUCUCACGCUUUCGGUGUUUGAGCCAUCGUCACCAACCUACAACAUUCCAAUUAGCUCUCAGCCAGGAACUGUGACCGUGACUGUAACGAGUGCUCCGGAUGACGAUGGCAAUGAUGAUGACGAUGACUGGUGGACAGUUUGGACGAAUAGCUGGGAGAGCAUCUCCACAAUCACUGCUAUUGACGACCACUCCUCUACUGUAUCGUCUCAAGAUGCUCUAUCUAUCUGGACGAGUGAUGAAGGAGCUACCGUUGUGACCGUCACGGAGAUUGAAGAGCUCACUGCCACGCCAUCUUCUCCUGGCAAGCCGUGGCCGACAGGGUAUGACAGUUCCGGCGCGUCGGUGGUCGUCGUGACCUACACCAUUCCUGGAGGGUCUUCCACUUAUACCGUCACCUACACGAUCCCUCCCCUGUCAACGCCUAGUGAAAGCACUUACACCCCAUUCUGGUCUGCCUCCCCGAGCUCUAUCUCUUCUGUUGCUGCCGUGAGCUCAUCAGCUCCGGAUACAAUUGUGACUGUUACUGUUUGGGAGACAACUGAUUCUCUCUUGUUCCCCACUGGUGACACUGUCUACGGAGGACCUUCAAGCAAUCUUCCAGAUGAUGGUGUUCUCACUUUGACCGUCACUGUGACGGACGACCAACCUGUCUGGGCUACAGACGUGACCACACAGACAGGGUAUGGUCACCAUACCACGGCUGCCAAUGCUUCUGGCGCGCUGCCUCAGCCAUACGGCUCGAACACCUCCAGUCGGUCGUCUUUUGAUCCCUGGCUGACUACCGCCAGCGGUGAGCCUUAUGGGGGUCCGGAUGAAUCCACAGUUGCAGUCUCUGAGGUGACUUUCACCCAAACUGUGCCGCUCGGCCCAGACAGCUCGACCGUCAUUGUGGUCACGACAGAAGUUACUGUCGACGUCACUCCAACCUCCAGCUCUUCUCCCACGCCAUCGCCUUCCGUGAUCAUCACUCCGGUGGUUGGGACGUUUACGCUUUCAGGAGCAUACGGCACUACUAUCGUGCUUACAUACACCACGGAGCUGACAAUCACAACCGCGCUGCCGCCUGAAUCCUCGGACUUGUCGACUGGUCUCGUUGACCCAACAUCCUUGUCGCCAUCGUUUUCGGGCAACUUUAGCAGUCCCUCUUCUUCGACAUCCUGCAGCACCAGCGACGUCUUAGGCCUCGAGACAUCGACGUUCUCUCAGGAGAACCCUGUGCCGACAGAGGUGUCUGUUUGGCCCCCUCCUGGUCCGAGCAGCACCUCGUGUUCGACUACUUCCUCGACGAGCGUUUUGCCGUUGUUCACUUCUGCAUCGAGCUCUACCACCUCGUGCAGCAACAACUCUACGACGUCAUCCCAUCGCUUGGCUCAUCACACAUCUCACGCCUCUCUUGGAGGGUCAUCGACGCUUGGCGGAUAUGUCUUCCCAAGUUCGGACGGAGCUUAUGGUGGGGAAUGGUCGUCAGACAGCGAGUUUAGCACAGUGGCGCCGUUACCUAACAGUCCCUCCUCCACCCUGACCCCUGUCAUCAGCUCGGCGCUUCCCUCGAUUAAUUCCAAUACUAUCUUGUCGACUCCGGAAGUCACAUUGACUGAUGGGCCGACAAUCCCGACAUGGUCGUUUAGCUCGGUCAAUCUGCCGACGAUCUCGUUUGUCAGUUCUGUCUCUGCCAUCACUGGAUCGGCCGAAGCCUCAGCAGCUCCAACCGCACCUGCCAGUUCACUGAGUACCCCGAUCCCAGUCAUCUCAACAGUUCCUACGCUCUCAUCGUCUGUGGCCCCGGACCUCACAACUAGCCACGAGUCUCCUGAACAGACAAGCAGCUCCAUAUCAUCCAGUUCUGGAGUUUCAAGUUCAGUGCUAAGCCACUUGUCCUCUGGCACGGAGUUAAGUCCCAGCAGCACGAUCUCUCACACUACGACGACCUCCAUCAGCGGCUCCCCGCCACCUCCAUUUGUUCCAACGUCUUGGGUCAAUAGCAGCGCUCCGAGUACCCUACCAACUGAGGUCUCAUCGACAUUAAAUGGCACCAUUUCUCCUCCAGCAACGCUUACAAGCAGUGUGCCUGCUGAACUGUCAUCUGAAAUCUCAACCACGCUCAAUGGCACUAUACCACCUGUGCCUCUUACGAUUAGCAUUGUUUCAGUCCCCACUAAUGUCUCAUCAACAUUGAAUGGCACUAUCACCCCUACUAUCCCGCUUACAAGCAACGUUGUCUCAACGUUCACUCCAUCUGUACUGCCCACAAUCCCGCCGAUGCCGCUGAGCAUCCACCAGCCUAAGUCAUCGGUUUUUUCCCUGAUGACCAUCUCCAGAGAGGUCUCUCCCGAUUAUGUCGCCAAAUGCGGGGCUGAAGAAGAUCGCGGUAGUGUUGUCUUAACGUUUGAUGACAUCCCGCCCCUGUCUGUCGACAAGAGUGCGAACGGCGAGAUCGGUCCCCAACCCGUGCCCUUCCCGUAUCACAGGUUCUUCUUCUCCCCUGAUCUCCGUGUUGUGUCUUCGUCGUCGGUAAAGUACAAGCCGAUCUCGGGAGGCCAGCUCUUGCAGCACAAUCACUCUCACCACUCCGUGGCUCAACUCGGGCUAGCUUGGCUCCGCAGCAAUGAUUGCUUCCGCUUCAACUUCCGAGGCAUCAGUCUAGGGUGUGACUCCGUGGACGCUCCCUGCGUCUUCACAGUGACGGCGUUGAACUGGGACGGGGUUGAUGAUGCAGUUCAGGGAGCGACCACACUGGAGAUCCCUGCUUGCCCGGCGGCAACCGAUUGCGAGCUCAGACGUCAGAUUUUGGACCCUAUUACGGCAUCGACCUUCACCAACCUCACUGCCGUUAACAUCACCCUAUCUUCUCCCGCUCAGGCACAAGCCUGGUGGGCUGAUGAUAUCCAGAUCUCUUGGGCCGACACUGGAUGCAAUGCCGCUGCAUGCCGAGCCAAGGUACCUGACCGAACCAUGACGAAUAACUCUCCCAAGUCAUUCCCUGGCAAGCCCCGCCGUUACAUGCGCUGGGGCUCUCGUCAGCUUCAUGCCUAA
This is a messenger RNA of Thermochaetoides thermophila DSM 1495, 3864 nucleotides long. RefSeq lists its product as uncharacterized. The coding region runs from base 1 to 3864 and encodes 1287 amino acids. The record is from RefSeq and is a predicted model, not a curated record. The transcript is spliced from 3 exons. Lineage: Eukaryota; Fungi; Ascomycota; Sordariomycetes; Sordariales; Chaetomiaceae.